UGUUUCCAGCGCGUGCUCCGUCUAGCUUGACGGUUAACGGCCCUGGGUCCUGUAGGUCUGCACGUGUGCUGGAGAUUUACUGCCGUUUUUGGACACUUUUAUUGCUUCAUUUGUAUCUCUUUGGACAUUUUUGAUUCGUUUGGAUGAGGAAUAUCUGUAAUUUGUUCUAAUGAAUAAAUAUCAUUUAAAUAAAAGAAGACAGAGGCCUUUAUUUUUGACAGCUCACAUUAGCUGAGCCGGAGAACAACAUGUCUGGACUUGUUCCUGAACACGUUGUGCGAGUGGAGGGACGACAUACACACUAUUAGAAAAAACAACAGCAACUGAAAUUAUCAGAGAGCUUCUAAAAAUGGAUUACCAGUUUCCACAGCAGCUUUUUCCUUCGUUUUAUAACCGUGGACCACCAGACUUGGCCCAGCAACAUUGCGCUGGAAAAUGGGGCAGCUAUGACGGAGUGAGAGCUCAGGUGGGUCAGCUGUUAGCUCAAUGCUAAUCUCACCUAUGUCAGUAACGUUAGUCAUGCUCCACAUUUGAUCAAUCGACAUUAGCUCAGUUACAGAGGCUUUGUCAACUCAUUAAGUUAAAUCUUGACGGGCUGUCUCUUUGUUAUUGUUAAAGUAGUUUGUUAUGUUAUAUAGUUGUAUAAGAGUGCAGGAUCCUGAUCAGUCUUCAUACCUCGUGUUUCAACAUGUGUGCUUCAGUCUCGAAAAUGUGAUAAACGUGGUCUUAUUUGUGUGAGGGAAUAUCUAGUGUUUGGAUUGCUACUUUAAUCAUAUCUUAAUUUAAAUACUCCUAUCUCCACCUGAGCUGCUAUAACAAAACUUUUUUUUCCAUGGUAUAGGACCAGGCAAGUCUAUCUUACCCCUGAAAUGUAGGUGUGGCACUGAUUCUUGAGGAUUUAUUUACCCCUGUUAAAGCAGGAGUGGGUUUCCAUUCAUGACAGAAAUAAACAGCUUAUCAGUCAGAUUUUGAAAUACCAAUAAUGUCAUUCAAAAAAGUAAGAAUUGCAAUGACUUUACAAUAAAAUAAUCUUGCUUACAGUGUCAAAAUUUACACCAACCAAUAAUACCGAUACUGAAAUACCGGUAAUGGUAUUUUGCAAUAUCUGCCACCAUGUAAGGCAACUAUCCCGCAAAGAUUGUGUGUACUUUUUGUAGCUUGAGUGUUGUAACAUGUCAGUUUUCAACACUGCAAAACCUACAGAAUUGAUCUUUUUCUAGGAAUUGUAGCCCUGAAAAUUCAGCUAUAAGUAUAAAUACUGUAAUACUUUAACACAAUCCCUCAGUGGUCAAAAUUCAAUAUGUAUUAUCAAAAAUAGUGCAAAUUUAGUUUAACUUUUUUUUCUUCCUGAACUAUUUUUGUGUUGCAAAGAUUGCGGAAAAAAAAUCUCUGGUUUAUUGGCAGUUUUCUGUCAGUUUUUGAGAUUAAUACACACAAGUUAUUCAUUUUUCAUCAAGUGGUUGGAGCCUUCUGUUGAACUUGAAGUAGUGGAUCUGUGUUUACAUGUUUCUGUUUAGGAUUUUGAGUUCUACUUUCACAUUCCUUAUUGACUCAUUGUCCUCUUGGUUUCAGGGCAGCCCUGGUCCUGGCUCCUGCUGGAGGUUUACUUCCAGACAUCAGGUCAAAGCAGAGACAUGGCGACAGACAGAGCCAGCACCGAUUCCACUCCUGUCCCACAGAGAUUGUAAGUCCUCUGCAGCACUUUUAUCCCUUCACUGUUGGCUUUUAAGGUCUCAGAUAGUAGUACUCUUUCGUCCUCCAAUAAAGUUUUGUGGCUUUAAUCAAAUAGCAGUUUUAUCGAGAAGUAGAGAAAUAAAAAGAAACUUCUUGUUACCACAAUGUUUGUAAAGAAAUGGACCUGUAAAUAUGGCCAGCAUUUAAAAAGUAGUUAUUCUUCUUUAGCCUGUAUCCAAUUGUGCUUAAAUCAAGAAACUUGCAAUGAAAAGGAAAGUGUCUUUUUGUAGCUCUAGUCCCAAAUUAGUUUGCCAUUCUGUUAGUAAUAAACUUUUUAGUACCACAUUUUUCCCAUCAUGUUUCAAGGGAGAAUGAAAGGAGUUAAUUAACAGACCAAACUGACAUGUAAUAAAUGAGAUAACAGAUCAUUUGAAACAUUAGGGUUCUACUAAAUUCAGCUGAAGUGUUUUUGUAUGUAUCAAAUUAACAAACAGAAAAAUAAAAAAUCUGUCCUGUUCUAGUUCUAUCAAAAAAAAAAAAAAACCCUUAAGGACAUUUUUCUCACUGUGUUCAUUUUUGCUGUCAUUUACGUUAUACGUUAACAUCUGUUCCAGCUGUCCUCUGGCCUUUGACUCUAGAUCCAUUGGAUUUCAGAGACCACGUGAGUACUCUGGGGGUUUUAAAAGCUAUUGUUUUAAGAUGCAUCAUGAUGCCAACAUGAGUGAUUCUGCAUCAAUGCAACGGGAAAAGCUAAAAAAUCAAGUCACUUGAAUAAUAAUCAGAGUUUGUGUAUAUGCUGCUGAGCUCAUAAGUCUUGGAUGUCUUGAAUACUUUUUAGAUUACAAACAGUUCUGUGUGUUUGUGUGGUUUUUUUAUUUCUAUCUUUCAUUCAUUCAUUUGUUAGAUGGAGAAUUUUUUCAAAGAUCACUGCCAGGCUGCUUUUGGCUGCAUGGGUGAAAUUUUGGGUGAAAACCUGAAUUUCAAAGAAAAAAAUGUCCGACCAAAAGAGGUGAGUUGUAAUAGGAUUACACCUCUUUUGAAAAAGUUUGCUAAUUUGUUUAAAUGUUUUUCGACUCAAAGUGAACGAUUUAUCAGUGUGUGUUUGUCUCCUAUGUUCUCAGUGAUUUCUGUAGACCGUAAAUAGUUUUUCAUUUCCUCAGAAUGUGUCUAUGUGCUGUGUGUUUCAGAAAUAUCAGCGGAACUGGGAUCGCAUGUGGACGUACUUAAAGAAGAAGAAUUAUAAAAAGUGAGUGGCCCGAACUGAUCUGUGUCCAAGUGAGUGUGAAAGGACAGAGUUUUCAAGUAUACAAUUAAGAACCCCAUAUCAGGUCGUGUUGUUUGUUUUUGUUGCUAAAACAUGUUGAUAUUUUUUUUCCAGCUAUUACCGGUCCACACCUUUGAAUUAUUACAGCACUCUAUUAUCAGAUGGGAUUCAUUCUGUCCCUCCUGAGCUCCUGGGUUCUCUGCUGUAUGAGGAGUUAACUGAGCAGAGAAACCGCCUGCUGUUCUCAGAAGGAGCCACAGGGGGCGCUUUAGCCUUCAUUCCAUUCUCCCAGAGCCCCCAGCAUGGUUGCCUCAUCUACCCUGGAAACAAGGCACUGGAUUGCCUCAGUAUCCUUAAGAGUCGACUUGCAUUAAAGGAGUAAAUGGGAAAGUAUUUCCUAACUUUGUAUAUGUAUUUUUUUUCCGUCUAUGUUAGUGUUUAUUAAGGUUGACAAAGUUUUGGGACUCCACCUGUAAAUAUCUUCAGCUAGCAGCCCUGAAACAUUUUUUUUUAAGUAUUUUUAGAUUUAAAAAAAAGAUGUAAGUUUACCCUCCAAAUGAAGAGAAUUAACCCUUAUUACAUCCUAAAGUGUUUUGAUUCAGAUUUGUUUUGAUUGUUGAAUGGUCACUUUAAAUGGAGCAUAUAAAAAUAACUCACUUGUUGCAACUCAUAAUGUAAUAAUCGGCUCAUUAUGUAAUAGUCAUAAGUGCAUAACGCAAUAACGUCUGCACAUUAUCUAAUGAUGUAACCAUUUACUAAAUUGUGAGUCAGUUUUUGCAUUAUAUAUAAACUUUUAUUACUGUAUGAGUUGCUACAAAGGCACUUUUUACCAAUCUAGGGUUGGGAAAUUUUGAGUUUUGACAAGGAAAGUUGGUUCGCUUUGAAAAAGUAUGUCACUGCUGUUUUCAGUUUGAAAAAGUUUGACUCUUAAUAUGAAGCAUCUUUCGCAGCAACCAUCACAGUUUUUUUCGUUUUGUUUUUUGCUGCUGCCAGUUGAAGAAAUUACCUUAAUUGAGAUCCCAGAAUGUGACAGAUGCCGAAGUUUAUUUGAACUUAAACAGCCCCUUCAAGUUUUUUUCAGUUAUGGCUUACAAACACAGAGGCCCCUAAAAAUGGUGCUAACCCCCAUGUAGUCACCUAUAUAGGGGUUAGGGAUCCAUUUCGGACACAGCCAGUUUUUUCCAGCUUUAUACUCUUAACUUUUUAGAAUCUUCCUCCUCGGCCUCCUUCUAAACAAAGAUGGCAGAUAGGAUCAACCUCAGUAGUGAUCAUUUUAGGAGCCAAGAAUGGAACAGUAGGCAUCAUACUAUAAUAGAUGAGUUAGAUGUUUUGGACCCUUCCCAAUUUUUUCCUGCUGUGUGUCUUUGCGGGUUGUGGUUCUUAACCUAGUACCUCAGAUUUCCACCAAAUGGAGCUUCAGAAUCACACAGGAGGUCCUUCUGCGGGUGCCAGUAUGGGUCAUCUGUCCACAUUCCACCUAAAGGGCCCUAUCAGACAGAUCAGCUCUGCUUCUCUACUGAACCAAAGUAUGAUCAAGAGGUACACUUUCACACGUGUCACUUGGAGCCUGUUACGGUGUCAUGAGUCAUGCUAGGCUGUGCAAACUCUCAAUACAUGUGCUCAAUUCUCCGCAGGUUGUGUCGCUGUGAGGUCGGACUAUCUGUGUGGAGUUUGGGGCUUCAGUGAAACGGACGAGCCUCAUCUGCAUCAGGUCGUCAAAACCAGAAAGGUCGCUACCUGCAUCAGUGUCAGGUGAGGGGUUAGGGGUAAAAUGUGAAGAUCAUGAUAUUAGAAAUGGAUCUAAAUGAGAAGAAGUUGUUAAAGUAGCAUCUCUGCUGCUUGCUGUCAGUCCUCAUGUUUUAGGGGAAGUUCUGGUGGCAAGCGAGAGCGGAGCUGCAAACUUGUGGACCGUUGGCAAAGGGUAAGGAUGAAUCUUUCAUACAGUUGUGCCACAAAUAUUAGUUUAGUGAGUCAAAUUGGAAUGAAUGAAUAUGUCUGCCUGGUUAGGAUGCAGAAGAUCCGGGAGGAAGACUGCAACUUGUACUUCAAUGCCAAGUCCUCAUGGCGAUGGUGCGAGUUCUCGGCCCACCCCAGGGUGAUGCUGUACGCAGACAGGACAGGGGUGGAGCUCACAGACAUCAGGGUAAGAUAAGAGUUUAUGGAUUAUUGGUGUUUUCAGGUUAUUUUGUAUUUUAUUUCCUUUGAGGCUGGGUUGAUGUUCUUUGUUUAUUGGUUUGUUUCUAGAGAAACCGAGUCCAGUACGGGUCUGUGGCUCCAGUUUUUAACUUCACUCCCCUUCCUGUGUCCAUCCAGGUUAAUCCCAUUGGCUCUCACACUCUGUUUUGUAUUGGCAACACCUCAGAGUGUCGCAGUGGGGAGAGACUCAUCCUGUCCAAAUACCUCGGAGAAGUUCACACUUUCCACCACCUAGUCACCACACAGGUAAAAAAAAAAUACAAAACAAAACACUAACUUUUCAAUUUCUCUCACAGUUUUUUUUUUUAACACAGAGAAUCAAGUCAGCUUUCCCACACUGACACAAAAUAUAUCUGCUAGCAAUACCUGAUUGUCACCACUAGAUGUCAGCGUUCAUAAAGGUGUAUGUUUGGCAGUUGUUUUUUACGUGAGAACAAAAAUUGAUUCACACUAUUUCAGGAAAAAAAAUCUUUAAACUUAAAGCUCCUUGACACCUUCGGAGUAUUUUUAAGAGUCAGUAACAUUGAUUUACAUCAAUGUCCUGGAACAACAGGAAUGACAGCAAGAUACGAGUGACUUUCUUACUCUGACAUGGAACAACUAUUUAAAAAGACAGAGUAAUACACGGAUUAAUUUUUUUGCAGUCUUUCUAUUUUUUUUCUUUGUUUCUUUAAAUCUCAGAAGUUUUUGUCAUAGAAGCGAUCCUGCACAGCUGACUGGACCUUCUCUCCUCCUGUCAAAGUAUUCAGCCUACAUCAUAGACGAGCGUUUCCCCGGGGUUCCCAUGCUGAAAUGGGAUCACAUGAUGCAGUCCCCACCCUUGUUCUGUCAUGUCAUUCCUGGAUCUGCCUCCUCUGGAUUGGCAGGUGGGGCUGGGACCACUAAGUUUCUGCUGGGCUCCCAAAGUUCUCAGGAAAUCACUCUGCUGCAGUACUCAGGUCAGUCAACAGUGGUCAGUUAUAAUCCCUGCUUAAUCUCCUGAGUGUUUCAGUGAUUUGAUUUGAUUUUUUGCAGUGGUCAUUAUCAGUGUCUUGUGUUUGUGUUCAGGAGGCCGAGUAGAGGCCUGUUCCAGUCAUGGUCCUCCUCAGGCUCUGCUUAGACCUAGAGACAGUACCAAAUACCUCCCUAUCCAGAUCCCUCACCGCCAUGAAACAUUAACUAACAGACUGUCCUCACCUGCAGCAGGUUUGUGUUCAUGUGUUUGCAAAUGAAAGAUUCAGAGUGAAGACAGAACCUGUCCGGAUUACUGUAGACACUUGUAUUAUUCAGUGAGGUGUGUACACUAGGGAUGUUCCCAGCGGUUAAUUUCACUGACGUUUAAACGACCAUUUUGAAACCAAAUAUUCGAAUACACGAAAAUUAAUUAACUCCCAGAAAACAGCCCAAAUUUAGCCCAUGUCGAUCAAUAUGGCCUGAUAUCAUCUGAAAUAAAUAUUUAGAGUACAUGAAAGCCAUGCUUAUAAUAGUAAAAUAUGUUACAGAAUCUUAUUUUAGCGCUGGAGAAUGACAUAAAGUAAGUGAAUUAAGCUCUGCUUAGUGUUGAUUCACUCUGAGGAAGUUAACCCAUGCAUGCUGCAGGCCACAGCAGCGAGCCAGGCAGAAAGAGCCAUACGCAAAUGAGCCACACAUUUUAGCUUGUUCAAUGCACACUUUUAUUAAGACAUGACGGUAAAAAUGUAAUAAAAAAUAAAUUUUAAAAAAUUUUCUAUAGAAUAAACAAAUAUUAUUUACUAAACGGAUAGUAAGGACAGCCCCGUAUAGGUUUGUGGUUUAAAAGUAAUUGGAAGGAAACAUUAUUAAGUGAUAAAUUUAAACCUUUAUAAAAAACAACAGCAGUGAUUAUAGAAACCCUACACCUAGGAUUGUUUUAUUUCAAAGUCACAAUUAAGAGGCCCUUUUGAUAUCUUUUAUAUCAUCUAAAUAAUAAGCUGUUGCCUUUACACCAUUGUGAUCUAUAUGCAAGUGUAAAAAUGCAGAGAGAGGUGUUGUGUUAAAGUAUUUCUCAAAGGAGCAAGCAGUCGCUUAAAUGAGUAAAGUGUGCUGAUACUAAGGAAGACAAGUCACUUUUUAACAGCUACUCUUCCUCAUGAGAUCGUAAUCAUGGGUUUAGUGCAGAUGGCUGCUAUUAGAUAAUGGUGCAAAAGACAACAAUAUGUGUGUAACGCUGAGCUUUUGUAUUUCCUCACAGGUCUGACUUGUAUCCAGAUGACAGGAGAAACAGGAGCAGAUGGUAAAGAGAGGCUGUGUGUGCUACAGCUAACAGAGACUGGAGAUAUUUUCUACCAGAUCAUCCAGCACGAGCAGCCGGACUCUGUUUCAGCUUCAGCAGCAGAGGAUGAUUCGCUACCUGAACAAAAAGUGGCCACAACAGAGACACGGACUCCAACUGAUUCUCAGAUGGUGGUUUCAGAAACAUCAAGUGAUGAGGACGUGAUCGGGCCAACUCAGAACCCCAAUAUGAAGAGAUUUGUAGCUGAAACGCCAGAGAAGAUACAGCGAAGAAAACGAACAUUUUUUGAUUCUUCGUCUGAGGAGUCCGACACAGGAUUGCAGAAGAGGAGAAAACAGUUGAACCUGCAGGUCACCGUCAAUGAAGAUCCAGACACGGAUCAAAUGAACAGAUCGGAUAAGAGCGCCACGGAUGGAGAGUUGAAUGAAAGUACGAACGAACAGCCUGAAGGUGUGGAGGAAACGGUCGAUUCAAGAAGCCUGAAUCCUGUCAUCCAGACUCCAGUAGAGUUGAGCGACAGCGCUCUUCUCACCUGGAAACGCUGGCUAAAGAAGUUAAUGAGAAAAAGCAGAAAAAAAGAGCCCCUUCCACCCCUCCAGCAGAAUGUUCGAUGCGACACUUGGGAUCUCACUGAGGCAUUUGGUGAAAAGAGAGAUCCUGAAGAAAGAGAGUGUGUUCAGAACCUGAGACGUGAUCUGAAAGCGUGCAUGUCCAAACGCACGGUGCUGGUCCACACCCUCGUGUCCAACUCCAUCACAGCUCCAGAUGUGGAACCACUCCCUGAUAUGGUGGACACAGGCGCGUGGGGGGAUUCGCUAAGCCAGCGCCUGACAGUGUCCACGCAGGGGGAGGAGAAGUGGCGGGCGUGGUGGGAGGACAAAUUGGGGAUGAACAGGAAGCAGAAGGUGGAGGCUCUGAGGAGGAAGAGGAGCAGAGCGAAAGCUGCGAAGAGAGCGUCAGGGCGACACCUGGGCCUGUUAGGGAGCUUCACCUCAUCUGUCAGCUACCAGAGUGAUUUCUCGGACUUCACAGAUUCACAAGGCUGGAUGUCGUCAGAGAGCCAGGGGGCGUGGUCAGACUUCGAGAGUAUCAGGUCCCAAUCAGAGGGCGUUUCAGAGAAAGAGAGUGAGAUACCUAAACGUACUUCACUCUCCAUGGCAGAAACAGACAGUCCCGCUCCUGCUACACCUCAAAGUGUUAAAGCAAAACAAAAUGACCAGCAAACUUCAACCACCUCCCGCACCUCCACCCUGCCACAGACACCUAGUUUGAUCGCCACACCGUCCAGUCAGAGGAAGAGCAAACAUUCAGCACAGGAUUUCCUCCGCUCUCUGGUAAGAAAAUAAUGUUUCUGUGCAAUAUUUCUAUCAGAUCUGCAGUUUUAGUUUCUCUGGAUCAAAGAAACAUGUCUAUCCAAGAGCUGCAGUCCCUGUAAGAUAACUAGUUCCUCAGGUGUUCAUAAACAAUCUUAAACACCAGCUUAGAGACUGAUUGAGGCUCCCGUUUGCGGGUAGACAUUGGCUGGGUUGAGUAAUUCUAACACAAGAUCUAGUCUGAUCUCUCAGAGGUGAAAGGGUUCAAACUAUCUUCCCUGUGAGAUGUUGCAUUCAGCAAAGGUCAGAAUGAGCCGUUUCUUUGCAGCGUUUCUAGGAUCCUUCGUUUUUUUCAACGGUCAAAUGCUUCAACAGAGAGUUUUCUACAGUGUUAAAUUCAUUACUGUAAGUUAUGGAGGUAAAUGUAGGUAAACAGUUUUUUUUUUUCCCCUUUACAAAGAUAAGAUGAUGAUGACCCAGAGUACUGUACUGUUUAUUAAAAAAAAUUGGAUGAGCAUAGGUUUUGUUUUCAUAAAUGUUCUUGAGUAUAACAGUAGAUGUUUAAGUUGGGCAUAAAAUAGAAUGUCCUUUAAGGGAAAUUUAUAAUAAGUGUUUUUUUUUUCCUGUUAGAAAGGAAAACAAUCAGCAGGUAAGACCUUGAAUAAAAUUAAAUCUUACAUGGGAUGAAGAAAUUGAAAUCAGUGCAUAUCCAGCCACUGUGAAUGUAUGUGUGCUCUGUACAGGAAUCAACUACCCACUGAGCAUUUUUUGGUCUAAAAGAGGUCUAAUAGACGUCUUAAUGUAGCCUAGAUGACUGGUCUAAAAUCAGACUACCACAGGUCUAAAAAUCAAAGGAGACCAAGUCCAAAUCUGGACUAUAUCUAUGCUACACUGUAUAUUGCUCAACGGCUAUCGUAAUAUUUUGGUUAAGUACUUGGAGAUCAGUUAUGCAACUCACAGUUGUUUUUUGAAAUUAAUAGUUAUCGAAUAAUGGGUUAAAGUGCAACACCUAACUUCCAUCUAUAUAAUAUAAUAAUAAUAAACAGAAUUUAGACGGUUGAAAUUAGGUCUGAAAAAAAAACUAGACAUCUAAUAGCCGUCUUUUGCUCAGUGGGCUACAUGCAAUUCACAACGAAUGGAUGUAUAUUGAAUCCUAUUGGUAGAUGAUGGUGAUUGAGUGGUGAAGGCAUGUCUGUAAUGAAACUUUGGCUAGUAUAGUACCAGUAUAACAAUGAAAUCUAAAUCUGAAAUCCAUGAGGAAUGUUGUCAACUGAACUGAACUGCUCUGAUUUCAGGAGGAGCCCUUACAGCAUGACAGUUAUUCCCUGGAAGAUGACAGCACAGCUCACAUCGUUCGUCCACCUGCGGUCUUCUCCCCUAAGCUCUUUGGUUCCCAGUCUUUCUCCCAGAGGAGCCUCAGGGUGGACCUGUCUCAGGACUCCCUGGUGUGGUCCCAGACCUCCUCCCUGAAUUCACAGGGUCGCCUGGGGCUGUCACAGGGGUCACAACCAAAGAAGAAGAGGUCUCAGAUGGGAUUUUGAUUCCAUCGUUGGAGGUCUUUGAAUACAAGAGUACAACACCAGAUCAGUGAGAGCCAGUUUGUUUCCUGGUGUCUUCAGCCGCCCUGGGAUCUGUGAAAAGGAUGUAUGUGUUUGGUUUGAUUCCUUUGGAUUGUACGAUAAAAGCUCAACAUGCACACUGGAUUUAAAUCUGGAGGAGGAACAGACUUGACCUUUGAGAAGGAUCCAUCACAGGACUUCAUCUGGAGGCUGGAAAAGAUGGACUGCAGACAGGUUUGGUAGGACUCAGCAGUAUUUGUUGUCAUUGUUCUGCGCUUGUGUAUUUCAUCAAUGAUGGUAUUUACUUGUUUGUGUGUGUGCGUGCAUCAGUGUCCCCAAACAUCAAGCGUUAGUCAAUUCUACAUCCCCCAGUGUUCAAGCUGGAGUGGAGUCCCUGUUACCUGCAGCUUUCUAUGGAUAGCUUCUGUUUGACUGUCAGCUGUCUGAACCUGGACUGAGUAUGUGUGUCUGAAAACUUCAACGGCAGAGCUGUACCAUAAUCUGAACAAACCUUCAGCCUGGUCUGUCUGUUAGAAAUAUGAUGAAGAGAAAUGAGCCUUGUUGCUAAUACAAGAUUAAGUUGUUGUAUGUUUUCGAAGGCCAUAAAGAGGCCUUCGUCAGGCCUUAAAGACUGUGGUGCACACUUGCUAGUCUAUAUGAUGUUUAUAGAAAAAAAUUGCCACAUUUCUCCUUGACUGAUCUAAAUUGUUUACAUUUUUAUUCCUCCUCUAAUUUGGCACCAGAUUAUUUUACUGGUAGCUUGAAGUGAACUUAAGCUUUACUGCUCUGCAUCGAAAUGGUUUGAGAGCAUGGCCAUUUUACCCAAACCUCCAUUAAAACAGGUCAAAUGUACAAUGCGAGAUGACUUCUAUUUGAACCUGUAGUCUGAGCUCUGCAAAAAUCCUCUUUGUAUACUUAUUGCUAACUUGCUGCUGAUGUUUAAGUCAGGUGGUUGACAUUACACCAGUCAGGUGGCAAAGAGAAAAAAAAAAACCUGACAGGCCUCAUUUGAAAGAUAUCUGUGACUGUAAGAGUGACAGCCCUCACAUGUCUCAUAGCCAAGAACUUUAUUUACUGGAAGAUUUUCAGGAAUGUGCAAAACUGCGUUGCUAAAGCUACUUUUCUGGUAUGUGUGUUUUUAUGUGGGUUCAUGGAUGGCUGUUGCUUCGUUCUGAGCAAGUGUUGUUUCUUUGACAAGUGUAAGAAAGUCGGAUUCAUGGUUAUCAAUUUUUGAACAAACUUUUUCUACCUCCGUAACUUAUAUUUUGAAUAAAAUAACAAAGAUUCUCACUUAA
This is a messenger RNA of Xyrichtys novacula (pearly razorfish), 11531 nucleotides long. NCBI's taxonomy places the organism in Eukaryota, Metazoa, Chordata, Actinopteri, Labriformes, Labridae. The record is from the annotation of a GenBank genome assembly.